GAAGGAGGAGGAACGAUAAGGAUUUGGCAUGGGCAUUAGUCUAUUUGAGCCAGGAAGCAGUCUUUCCCACUUGAUUGUGCCCUAAGCCCUGCUAGGAUAAGGUCUAACUCUAAUCCAAGGGCGACAGAUCCCUCCCCGCUGCCCACCCAGGAGCGGGUGUGCCCACGCCAGCCACACUGGCAUACUCACAGGGAUCCCAGCCGCACUGCUGCGCGGUGAGGGGUGAGCAAGGGGCAGCCUUCCCAACAGGAAAGUCUCCUGUUGCGGCUCAGGAGAAGGGAGCCAAUGCUUGCCUUGGAGGAGGUCUGCUCUGCGCCCUGCGUAGAUUGGUGCUGAUUAAUCUUACCAGUUGUGUGUAUGUGCAAGAAAAAAAAGAAAUCAGAGACGCUGCCUGCCUGCUCCGAUCUCGCGCGCGCUCUCUCUUCUGCUCUCUCCCUCCCAUUGCAAACAUUGGAUUUAAACCUGCUCAGAAUUCAGCAUAGAGGAAUCAGCAGCAGCAACAGCAGCAGCAGCAGGAGCUCCGAGCAAGCAAGUGCUGCAGCCUCGAGAUGUACCAUCCCUCCUACUGGAUCUUCUUCUCAGCGACCACUGCCCUCCUCUUCAUCCCAGGUGCUUUGUGACCACUGCUACCUGUGCUGCACUACAGCUGGACUUACACAGGUGAUGGAGAACUAAAACCAGGUUGGAAGACUUUGCAAGCUGUCACUUUUAACUGUUGAAUUAUCUCCCCAGCCCUAAGGAGUGCCAGUGCGCAGCGGAGAUGCCACCUUCCCCAAAGCUAUGGACAACGUGACGGUCCGGCAGGGGGAGAGCGCCACCCUCAGAUGUGCCAUAGAUGAUCGGGUCACCAGGGUAGCCUGGCUGAACCGCAGCACCAUCCUCUAUGCUGGGAAUGACAAGUGGUCUAUAGACCCUCGUGUGAUCAUCCUGGUCAACACGCCAACCCAGUACAGCAUCAUGAUCCAGAACGUGGAUGUGUAUGAUGAAGGUCCAUACACCUGCUCUGUGCAGACAGACAACCAUCCAAAGACAUCUCGGGUGCACCUCAUAGUGCAAGUUCCUCCCCAGAUAAUGAACAUUUCUUCAGACAUCACUGUAAAUGAGGGAAGCAGUGUGACCCUGCUGUGUCUUGCUAUUGGCAGACCAGAGCCAACUGUGACAUGGAGACACCUGUCAGUCAAAGGGCAGGGCUUUGUGAGUGAAGAUGAAUAUCUGGAAAUCUCUGACAUCAAACGUGACCAGUCCGGGGAGUAUGAAUGCAGUGCUUUGAAUGACGUUGCUGCACCCGAUGUGCGGAAAGUAAAAAUCACUGUGAACUAUCCUCCCUAUAUCUCAAAAGCCAAGAAUACUGGUGUCUCAGUCGGCCAGAAGGGCACCUUGAGCUGUGAAGCAUCUGCCGUCCCCAUGGCUGAAUUUCAGUGGUUCAAGGAAGAUACUAGGUUAGCCACUGGCCUAGAUGGAGUGAGGAUUGAAAAUAAAGGCCGCAUAUCCACUCUAACUUUCUUCAAUGUCUCAGAGAAAGACUACGGGAACUAUACCUGUGUGGCCACAAACAAGCUUGGCAAUACCAAUGCCAGCAUCACACUGUAUGAAAUAAGCCCCUCAUCAGCAGUGGCAGGGCCUGGAGCAGUCAUUGAUGGUGUAAACUCAGCCUCCAGAGCACUGGCUUGUCUCUGGCUCUCUGGGAUGCUCUUUGUCCAGUUCUUCAUCAAGUUUUGAUGAGAAACCAUAGGUUUUCUGAGCAACGUCUGCUUCUCCAUAUCAGAGACUUUAAUCUGCACUGCAGAGGGCAAACCAGUUUGGGCUAAUUUUUGUUCUCCUUCUUGAUUUUUGUUUUCUGGGACUUUCAAUUUAUUUGAUUUGCUUUUCUAGUUGGAAUGAGUGGGACUGGGGUCAGGGUGGGCAGGGCUCUACAACGGGUAUGAUAAUCAUUCAUUGGUGUGUCCAAAAAUGGAAUCUGCUCCUGCUACAUUGCUUGGCCCUUUUCUUUUUCUCUACUUCUCUUCCUGCCAUCUGUUAUACCAAACUUCACACACACACACACACACACACACACACACACACACACACACAUCAUGGGGACAAAUACAUGCCUCAUGACAAAUACCCUGAAUAUGCAACUUGUCUCAUACUGCAGUAUAUAGCAAGAAUUGCAUCGACAUGUCCGAUUAUCCUUCUCUUCUAAAAUUUGAUCAUUUUAUUCAUUUUAUUGUACAUGUUCUUUCCCCUAUCUUCCAUUAGAACUCACAUUUUUCCGAAGAUGUAAUCUCACUAUAUACAUACAUUCAUAUAUAUAUAUAUAUAUAUAUAUAUAUAUAUAUAUAUAUAUAUAUAUACACAUAAUUUCCAUAUAUAAAUUUUGCCAUUUUCUCCAACCACUCGGCUCCACUUAUUUCUUCCACUAGCUAUAGAGAUUAGAGGCUUGGUACUAUGCAUGUAACCCAAAACUAAAAAUUUAGAAAUUAAGUUACCAAAAAUGGGAAGUAUGUUAAAGACAAUACUUCUCUAAAAAGUGUAUUCAGCUCAUAAAUUUGAUCAAUAGAUGGCUCAUUGUUUAUUUAAUAAAUCUAUCAAAGUAAUCAUACCAUUAUCCAUCUACUUGACUAAUUCAUCUCUCCACUCAAUUUAUCUGCCCACCUGCCUUUAUCUCUUGUAAUCUAUAUGCUCUAUUUAUAAUUCUGUCAGUGUAAUUAUCUAAGAGAUCUUUGUAUUUCUCUUCCCACAACUCACUAUGAAUUCAUCACCAUAUUAAUCUCUAGUCAUAUUGUAUCUAUACCACAAUCUCCAUUUCUCUUCUACCAUUAGUAGCCGUUGUCAUCUUCAAAAUUGCCUAGCAACUUCUCAUGUGAAAACCAAUGAUCUCACAGGCCACCUACACUGAAGAACAGUAUCCUCUGUCAUAGACUUUCUGGAACAUGAUAACUGCCCACCCAAAUUAGAGGCUAUUAACAGAUGGGUCAGAGUAGCAAUCUAUAGAUCAUGCACUCAUGAUUCCUAAAAGAGGUAUUUCCUAAUCCACCUUGUUGGGAAGGUCAUCAACCUUGGAGAAGCCUUGGUUAGUACUGUGUUUCUUCUUUCACAGCUGCAGGAUUAAUGUACCAACCUCAUGAUUCACUCAGUAUCUCAAAAAAGGUGCACAUUAGGAACUUACAGGAACUUCUCCUUGGCUGGAUUUUCUUAGUAGCAAGAACCUGACAAAACCACACAUCUGCGAUGUAAAGACAGUUGUUCCUCUGCCAAAGUGUGACAACGAUAGUUACAGAUUUCUUUUCUGCUCCAGUUCAACUUUGAAUUGUUUGAAAAUUAUCCAGUAAAAAGCUGAUGGAGGCCAAUUACAUGGCGAGUGUGUUGACAACUCUGGUAUUUGUUUCAGGAAGCUCUUGUGAGCUGAGGGCACUUGAGCUACUGACUUAAUUUCCAAGCACUUGAUUAACACAACACUGCAAACAGAGGAGGUAGUGCAAAUGACACAGUUCCCUUUGCUACUAGCUGCUUCUCUGGCUUUCAAGAAGAUAGCCCCUGACUUCCUAUGUUUAAAGCAGAGCUAUACAAACAACGACAGAUCCAAACUUUCUGCAUUGUCUCCUGGCAUCAGAAGGAUUCAGCCAGCCAGAGAUCCUGCAAAUCAACAGAAUAGCACUGAAAGUCGGCAAGGUCUGUGCUGUAGGGACUGGCCUGCUAAGGAAGAGCAUUAGCUUUGACUUUCUCACAGACCUGUUCAAACCUCCCUAGGAAACAAUUGUCAGCUCCACCUUUACAAACUAACAAAUAUGAGUUUCAUCCCCUUAAUGCUUUACUGACCUCUUGUUCCAAUAUAAGUGCCCUUUCUGUCCAUCUACUAUGGUAACAUGAUCACAACUUUAAAAGUGGUGACACACACACACACACACACCAUAUACAAAUAUAGGCUGCCUUGACAUACAAAAGCUGGGCACUGUUGUAGGAGGUAUAGCUGGUGUGAACAAAAUUAAUAUUGUAUUUGCCAGCUGUAAACAGACAUCUGCAUUUCCUAUUGAGUUGCCAAGAAUAAGAUUUUGGGAACACAAAUGAUGUGCCAAAAACAGUCUAUUGAUUCCAAGUUCCAGAGGCAAUCAUGAGCAGGCAGAAAGUCAAAACUAAAGGUCGGCAUACACAUUUUGGAUCUGUCACUGCACUCAGCACCUGGGACAGGGUUGGUGUCAGACGCUGUGAGGAUACAUGGCAUUUGAUAGCUCUACUGAAACUAUAUCUGCUACUUUACAAUAAAAGUAAAUGUGGAUACUAUGGUGUUGAAAAUUGUGAGAACAUGGUUCUUGAAAUAGACAAACAGUAACUAUUCUAAUGCACACUUGCAGUAAAGAAAGCUGUCUAUCUUCCUUGAACAAGCAGGCUGUCAGAACCUUUAAGAUGCAGUGAGUCUGGAUUCACAUCACUACAGAACUCAGCUCUGCCCCCUUUCACUGGAUGCUAACAAGUAUCUUUGUGGGUUAUCUAUUCAAGCCAUCUUUCAGAUGGAAAAAGAAUAAAAGAUGCUACAGUCAAUCCUCCUCUGUCUGGAAUUAAAAAAAAAAAAAGCCAAGUUGAAAAGACCCAAGGCAGCUUGGUAAUGGAUGUGAAGAGACAUGGUCCAGCAGUGGCACCUAAGUGACUUUGGUGGGGAUGGUUAUGUGUGAUCUUGAAACAAAUAGAACAGUAAAAUGUUAACUAAAGGAAAUAUUCACACUUGAAAUGAUUUCCAGUUUUAUACAUGAAGGGUGGAAGGCUAAGACCUACUGCACAUAUUUGUUCCAUGAUUGCAAUGGUGGGGGUAUAGAGGGGAUAAGGGUAAGGAAAAGAAAUGCACAAGUGUCUAAGCAGUUUAGUUUAUUGGCAGUUUUCUAAGUAGAAAGGAAACUAAAUAAGCCUUACCUUGAGAUUAAGCAAGAAAAACUCAGCAAAGGUAGUUGGUGUGAAACUCUUCCCCUUACCCUUCCCCAAACAAAGGUAAUGUGUACUCCCAAUGAAAAUGCUAGUGUUAAGGUUCUGGCCAAUCUUGUUUUUCAGUUGUUUAAUGUCAAGUGUCUGCUAUGGUCAUCUGUGAAUCUAAGCAAGGGUGUUUAUUUUUUCUUUUAUGUUAUCAUUGGGAAGGGUAGAGAUUUAGGGGACUGGUUGUCAAACACAGAUCUUAUAGCAGUGAGCUCAGUGCAUGGCUAUUCUGCUGGUGGCUACAGUUGAGCUCAGCUCAACAGAACAAAAGGAGGGCUUUGUGCAACCAUAAGGACUCAGCUUCUUUCCUCUGAAGUCCAGGCUUCUUACUAGAAGAUGUUGCUAUAGGUUGCAAAGUUAGUUCUCAAAAUCUGAUAGGAAAUGUGCUUCAGGCCUCCCAGAGCCCCCAUCUGAGGCUGUAUCCCUAUGGUCAGCUUGCCUCAAAAAAAGAUAGUAGCAAGCUCAUUACAGAGACUGCAUCAGGAAUAGCUAUAAACCGAUAACUAGAGUUGUCACAGGUACUUCCAGUACCAAUGGGGUACCUGUCUUCAGUAGUGACACAUGGUUGUUAGGAGCCCCAUCAUAGAUGGUGGGGAGGAAGAGUUUGCAAAGUUAUGAGGAGGUACCUGUCUUUAAUUUGACUGUGAGGUCUCACUAGAACAGAACUACCUAGUUUGGUAAUAUAUAGAACCAACCCUCCCCACACAAUAUGUUUAUUCCUUUUAGAAUUAGGAGAAACUAUAAUUUUAUACAUAAGUGUUACUGAGGACUUUACUAUAUGACCAUAUUGCAAAUUGCUCAUGUUCCCAUGGGGUAUCCUCUUUUGUCCCCUCUCUCCCUCCCCAUUCCAUUAAGCACCCUCCUCAGGGGGAGUUUGGUAAUCAUUGUGGAGUCACCAAUGUACCAAGAUAACAUUUUUUUUUUCCUUUUUGGCAAACUGAAUUUUUUCCUCUAAAGACUAGAAUCUUUGGUUUUUAUUUUAUGCAAGCUCUAUUCCCAGUUCCUCUCAUGCCAGAUGAUUGCUUCUCUCCUUAUUAUCCAAGGUUCCCCUGUGCUUUCUUUCAAGACAAGUAAGUUUGAGUAGCUGCCACAACACUUCACAGGUGUGUAAGUAGGAAAGAAACAUUUGAAAAGAUACCAUACCACAAGAACUCUUAAUGACCAUGAAAAGCAAACAAAUAAAAUGCCAGGCUCAUUUCCUUCACUUAUUGAUUAAAAGAAGAGGUAUAAAUGAAAGGAAGAAGAGAUAGAUUCACAAUUAAAAGAUGUGGUAUAAAAAUAAAGCUGAACCAGAUCAUCUUAGCUUCCAGGUGCAGAGUACUCAGGGCCCAAAAGAGCGUGGAGAGUGCUUAAUUAGUUGUCCUUGUUAUCCUGGCAAAAGUGAAUGGCUAAGCCUAAUUUCUUGCAGUUGGGAGAGACUUCUUUUUGUUUCUUUUAGUGGUGCCCUUUUAAAGCACAUAGUUUUCCACAACAUUGGGUAGAGAAACAUUGUGAACCCUCUACCUUCUCUGGAAGGCUACAUUCUACAUCACUUGUCAGAUAAUAUGAAUAUUAAUAAUAAGAAUGAUAAUUAAUAAUAGCAGCCCUUGUGUUAGUGAAAGGGAGCAUUUUUAAUCAUUCAUAAAAUUUUUGUGACAUGUAAAGUGCAAUUGUGAGGAAUGUGGGGGUGUACGAAAAUGUGUCUGUCAAGUUCAGAGUCCUCUAAGCUUAAAAAUAUGACUUUUAUCAAUGGUGCCAUUAGUAGCUGUGUCAGACAAUGGGUUUGCCCAUUUUCACAAUUUUCCUUAAAACAAAUCUAUGUUUAAAUGCUUUAAAAUUUUAUCACAUGAUACAAGAUUAUAAGUUUGUCAGCUUUCGAAAGAUCAUUUUCCUUUUUCUUUCCAGUUUUUCCUUUAAAAAUCAAUGGAGAUUUGAAUUCUGUCAAUCAUUGUAUUGAGGGUGAAUAUACUACCUGAAUUUUGUGCAUGUUCCAUUGUAGUUGUAACCCUUUCUAAUUCAGGAUGGAUAUGAGGUGGUUGUGAUUGUGCAGUGAAUCAAUAAAGUUUGAAGAAAUUUGUAA
Messenger RNA from Jaculus jaculus (lesser Egyptian jerboa), 7003 nucleotides. RefSeq names its product opioid binding protein/cell adhesion molecule like (gene Opcml). The coding region runs from base 781 to 1719 and encodes 312 amino acids. NCBI's taxonomy places the organism in Eukaryota, Metazoa, Chordata, Mammalia, Rodentia, Dipodidae. The record is from RefSeq and is a predicted model, not a curated record. The transcript is spliced from 10 exons. Gene Ontology annotation, cellular component: neuron projection.